Molecule: messenger RNA, 835 nt
Organism: Aspergillus heteromorphus CBS 117.55
Lineage: Eukaryota; Fungi; Ascomycota; Eurotiomycetes; Eurotiales; Aspergillaceae
Exons: 1
Coding region: 133-570 (145 amino acids)
Source: RefSeq, a predicted model, not a curated record
UGGCAUGGAGAAAGAAAGAACAGGAGGGAAGGGCCCGUAAAAAAAGAAAUCUAUGACGAAUAGGAUAAUGGCAACGUACUUCCUUAACCUGACCAGGACUGACAAGAGCUGUGGGGCCAACGAAGAUCUAGUAUGCAUGAGGUUCAGGGGCACGGGGUACGGUACAUAUUAUCACUGCCUGACAGGCCUGUCGACAUCUGCUGGCGCUCAAACCCAUCGGGUUUCGGGCUGCGAUUGGCCCAGAUCGGAACCGAGUCCACUAACUGUUGUGUUGGGAGCUUCGCUGGAAUACCGGCGAAAGGGGCUAAAGAUGCUAGUGUGCCUUUGGUUCAAGAUCAAGAUCGCACGGCGAUAAGACCUAGAAAGACCUGUUUCAACCCUUGCAGCAAGGGAAAUGAGCAGAAACGACAAAGAAGAGCUAGAAUAAAAAGCAAAGAAAGGGAGAUUAGGGGGAAGAGCGAAAAAAAAAAGAAAAGAAAAGCAAAGAAAAGAAACGACAGGAAAAGUCUCAGCUGGAAAGAAGCUGGGCGAUGUGAUGACCGGACUACUUCUUCUCCCCGGUCACUUUAGACUGGUUGGACCAGGAGAGCUGCCAUUGGCAAUAGGACCAGCCACAGAAGAGAAAGAGCCAGUGGAACUUAUGAAUCCCAUUCUAUGUUCUCAAUAGUCGGGGGGGGGGCGGGAUUGAUUCCAUUCAAUCACGGUCAUCUCAAGAGCCCCAUGUCCAAGUCCACCACGUGUAUCUCCUAAAGGGACUAGUAUUGCCAACGCUGCACAUCGUCGUUAAUGGGAUCAAAGACAGCUGUUGGGUUUGAGCUGCAGGAGACCGCCCGUU